AUGGUCCAAAUCUAUGGGCCCAUCUGCUUUGCCUUGCAACUUCAAAAGGAGAGGCAUCUAUCCAAUGAAGCGGCAGUAUUGCCAGGCUGCUAUGCUUCUGCCCCCUGA
Messenger RNA from Fusarium verticillioides 7600, 108 nucleotides. RefSeq lists its product as hypothetical. The coding region runs from base 1 to 108 and encodes 35 amino acids. Lineage: Eukaryota; Fungi; Ascomycota; Sordariomycetes; Hypocreales; Nectriaceae. The transcript has a single exon. The record is from RefSeq and is a predicted model, not a curated record.